This is a messenger RNA of Scylla paramamosain (green mud crab), 3580 nucleotides long. RefSeq lists its product as uncharacterized. The record is from RefSeq and is a predicted model, not a curated record. NCBI's taxonomy places the organism in Eukaryota, Metazoa, Arthropoda, Malacostraca, Decapoda, Portunidae. The coding region runs from base 1675 to 3324 and encodes 549 amino acids. Gene Ontology annotation, molecular function: protein binding. The transcript is spliced from 17 exons.
UUUUCUAUAUUAUCAACAGGAAAAAGACUAUUGAGAACCUGGCUAAUGAUCUCUGUGGCCUUUGAAAGCACUCGUGGUGAGGGACCAGAGCGUUUCAAAAUACCGGCCUUAGAUGUAACGUCACACCAUGCCACUUAUAUUUUUGCAUUUGUGAAUUCUGAUAACAUCUUCCCGCCCUCUAAGGCACAAGGAAACCUUAACGCUCCGCUUCCUGGCGCCUCUCGUGUCAGCACAGCGGCGUGGGCGUCGGUGAGGUGUGAGCCGCCGAUAACAGGUUUACUAACACGACAAGCAGACUCACGUUGAUUAAAAGGAUUAGGGGUUGUGAUAAGCGCCCCGUCGCCUUGCCACAGUCUGCCCGGAUCUCACGCUCUUGAAAGACACGUGCCAUGUCUGGUCAUUCUGAAGCAAUUCUACCCGCACCUCCACUAUACAAAAGGCUCUAGUUGAAGUGACACGGAUUUUCAAGGAUGUUUUUAUGGUUCUAGUGAUAGAUUAACAAGCUUUCUGCAUCAUUAACAGGAGGAACACUCGUGAGAACCCGGUUGAUUAUCUCUGUGGCCUUUGAAAAUUGUUGUGGUGAGAGGGCAGAGCGUACAGGCUCCAUAUGUCACACUAGCCUCGCCCACGUCCACUGUCUCGUCACUCGGAAAGACAAACUUGUUGCUACACAAAGAAGGAAAAGAAGAGGUGUCAGUCCCUGUCAUUUUCAACCAUGUGAGGAUGGAGGGCCGGCAGGUCAGGGCAAGGGUCGUGUAUGCUUGGUUGGCCCUCCUCUCCUUCUCUCCAGCUUGGGCCGAAGAACACACAUCGCCUUCCCUCACCACGCCCUCCCUCACCUCCAGAGGCUCAUUUGCUCCACAAAGAAGCACAACCAGCAGCUUCAGCACCCUAGCACUUCAAAGGACAGAGCCAAACAUGACCACUUCAGCACUUGAGACCUCCAGCACUCUCGUCGCCAGUUACAAAGCAUCAGAAAGUCACGCCUCUGUUUUGAAGAUGACCGUUUGGCAAUCAUCGGAGGUGGAACACAAGAAAGGUGGAUUCCAGGCUAUGGGUUCCGGCGCAUUUGAGGCUUCCAUGAAAGACUGUCCAGAAAACCAGUUCGGCUUCGUGGUGGCGGCAGGAGACGUGGAGGCGUGCAGGAUUGAGUUAGUGGAGCUGGAGGAGUGUGACCCAAGCCAGGCAGUGAUGACCCUCGUGUCGCAGGAGUUUGGUCACCAGAAUGGCAGCACGCAGAGUCACCAGGCUAGUGUGUGUGUGUGUGUGUGUGUGUGUGUGUGUGUGUGUGUGUGUGUGGUCAGUCAGUCAGUCAGUCAGUCAGUCAGUGUGUAGGACUAUCCCCACCCCUGACGCCCCUCCCCCUAUUGGCAGGUGGUGGGGGAGGGCGUGGUGGAGGUGUACCUGAAGGAGGACCUACCUGGCCACUACCGCCUGAUCUGCAUCGACACCCACACCUUCUCCAUCCUCGCGGCUAUCAACGUCGGAUUCCCGGUGUUGGAUCUGGAGGACUUCGGCUGCCGCUUCUAUAACUGGGAGGUGUUGGAGUGCACGUGGACCAGGCCUUAUAACCCCGCCCAGAGCUCCAAAGAAGACUAUUUCCCCUUCCUUUGUGUGUCCGACCAGUGCCAGUUUUGUGAGUGUGUGGAAGGUACGUGUCUGGAGACAUCCUGCAUGAACAACUGCUGCGGCUGGAACGGCAAUGCCUACCACAAUACCGCGAACGAGAUGAUGUUUAUGAAAUUCAUUGUGACGAAUUUACUAACGGAGGGAAAUAAGGAGUUCACGCACAUCUUUGAUCCUCUGGCAGUGGUGGUGCCCGCCGCGAUGUCCAGCGUGAGCGUGGCGGGCGUGGCGGGGCGGCGAGAGGCGGUGGUGGGGUGGACGCUGCCGCCCCCGAUGGACACCUUUGCUGAGGCUGCCGCGGGCGUGGUGGUGCGGGUGGACCACCGCCUGGCCGAGGGCGUGGAGUCACCAUUAUCCCCAUCACCACCACCAUCACCAUCACCAACAGCAGCAGCAGCAGCAGCAGCAGGAGACUGGAUCCUGGGAGCGCUGCUGCCGUGCCACAACGACACCUGCAAGACCGGACAGCACAGAAUCUCGCUGGAGUUCUGGUGGCACCGCUUCGAGGUGCGCGUGAGCCUGCGCUCUGCCGCGGCUCCGGCACCCUUGGAGGAGGACGGCUGGUGGUCAGACUCGGAACCUCGCAACGUGACGACCCCGCCCUCUGUGCCCGACGCCCCUCCGGCGGUGGGUCCCGGCACCUUCCAGGUGACGCAGCGGGGGUUCCCGGGCCUGUGUGACCUGACCCUCACCUGGCAGCAGGUGCCGCCGCUCCUCCACAACGGACCAGACUUUGACUACCUGGUGCAGGUGUGCGGCGCCCCACGCGGGAACGAGGGCGAAGGCGAGGGCGAGGAGGUGCUGGCGCAGAUCGCAGUCAGUGAAACCUUCGUGGUGUUCCGUAACUUGUCCACCGCGGCGCCCUACACGCUGCGGGUGGCGGCAAGGAACAGCGAGGGCCGCAGCAGCACGUGGGCGGCGGUGGGCGUGCGUCCCGGCAGGCCAGCGCCGCCGCUGCUGCCGGUAGUGGUGCUGCACGCCAGGGAGGGGCAGGACGCCCUGUAUGAGUUGCGCUGGCGGCCUGGCGACACCCCGCGCCACACCGUGUACGUGUGCACCGGUGCGCAGGAGGACACCAACCCGUGCACGGGCCAGCUGGCCUGGACCAGCGUGGACAACUCCUCCUCCGCUAACUUCACGCUGCGUGACUUCGGGCUGCAGGGCGCGGCGGGGCAGGUGACCUUCGCCUUGUCGCAGGAGGACCAGGUCGGGACGUCCAGCGGCCUGGCGUGGGACCGCUGCGUCACCCCUCAGCUCUUCACCACCGCCCGCGCCCCGCCCAAGCUGGAGGACGCGCCCCUCGCGGGAAGCUCGUGGGUGGAGCUGCCGUGGUCACUGGACUGCCGCUCUUGGGCGGGCGUGGUGGAGGCCACGGAGGCCUCCUACUGCCGCGGGGCUCACCGCUACCCGUCCAACUGCACAGAGGAGGCGGAUAGAGUGAGGAGGGCGGGGUGGGAGGAGACAGUGGACGUAGCGGGACUGGAGGGAGGCCAGCGGUACACUGUGUGGCUGAGGCUGCAGUACCGCAGUGGAAUGUCUCAGUGGUCAGAGGGCGUCACUGUCACCACAGCGUCCUCACGUCACGUGGUGUGGUGGGCGGUGCUGGCGGGCGUGGCGGCGGCUGUGGUGGGCGUGCUGAUGAUCCUGAAGCUGCUGCAGUGCCUCCAUAGAAAUCUGACGCGAGAGGUGGAAAAAUAGGAGGAGGAGGAGGAGGAGGAGAAGGAGGAGGAGUGAAGGAGAACCCAGCACGAGCGACGAUAUCCAACCACGCCCUUGGACCGGAUAGAGACACUGCAUCACUCACGCCCUCCAUAAGGUCUUUGUCAUCGCCGGGCCACUGUACUUCCCCGAGUCCCUUCCUCAUACACACCCCCUCCAUGGCACCCCAGAACACCAAGAGCGCUGCCCCAGACGCCGCCACGCCCGCAGACCACAGGGAGCUUGCACACUCCUC